This is a messenger RNA of Racocetra persica, 748 nucleotides long. The record is from the annotation of a GenBank genome assembly. Lineage: Eukaryota; Fungi; Glomeromycota; Glomeromycetes; Diversisporales; Gigasporaceae.
AUGCGUACACGUCAUCUUCGUAACCCUUGGAAUGCAAAUAGAGAAGUGAAAAUUAGCCGAGAUGGUACUGAAGUUGAACCGAUUGUCGGUGAGCGUUUAAUUACAGAAUUCCACAAGACACCACCUUCGACGGUUCCAGCACAAUAUAUGCCUAUCAAUGGUCCUCUAUUAACCCAACCGUUGAAUCUCGAUAAUCAAAGUGUUGAUAGUGACACUAAAGAUCGGAGAGAAUCAUUUUCCUCUCAAAGUGGUGCAUCAUCAUCGGUUCAAACUACUUUGCAACCAAUAGUGGAUCCAAACUUAAUUCAAAGCGCUCAACCAACAUUCUUUCCACCACCUAGUUACUGGCAUCCCCAACAUAUGAUAGUGCCUCCAUUUGGCACUGGAACUUCAGCUCCAGGAUACAUUCCUGCUCAACAAGCAUGGACAACACCUGUUCCCAAAGAUUCAUCAGGAGUCAGUCGUAUACAGCCACCUCAAUCAACAGGUGUUUCAUCAGUGAUGCCUUUGGAACAACAAUAUGUGGAGACUCCUGUUACUCAGCAUCAUUAUCCUUCAGCCCAUGCUCAUCAAUUUUAUCCUAAUAAUUCUGGUAAUGCAGUAAUUUCGCAAUAUCAACAAGCACAACAUUAUUAUCGUAACUCUGAAGAACAAUAUCAAGCGACAUCUCAACCACACCAAGAAUCAAGUCCUGAAAAUGUGCCCUACCUGGUCGAUGAACAAAGAAAAGGCCUUGAGGCUACCAGUA